AUGUCCACCGAAGACUUCCAAGUUCAGGAUAUUUACAGAUAUUCGAGAAAGUCUUAUAAACCUUGUGUUAUUAAUCCACAAAGCUCGGAAUGUCGACGUGAGAAUGAUGUGGUGUCCGAGUCUCCAAUAAGCGAAGUUAUCACAAAUGGUCCUGAUGUAGCCCGUUGUAGCAGUUGUGGUAACGAUUCUGAAGGGGAAAUAGCAAAUAUUUUGCACAAGAAGUGUCCUGUUAUAGCAUUAGCUCAGCAGCAGUUGCAGCGAGUUUUAGAUGAGACGGAUAAGUUGCUGGCCGAUAAUACUCAAUGUUGCAGAUCCACAUACGACUUUUUAUGCUUAUGUAGGGAUGCCUUAUUAAACCAGAACCGAUGUUUGUGCUUUUUAAUUAUCCUCGCGGUGGUGUCAUUCUUUCUGGGCCUACUGUUUGGUGCUGCAUCCUGUGGAGUGCAUUUAAGAAAAUUUAACAGUCCCAUUCUUUCAUGUAUUGAUAAUUACUUUCUUAUUGAUAAGCAACGGGAAGAUAAGUAUGCAGCUAUUGUGACGGGCGGGCGGCACUCAGCGCGGGACGCGUUCCGGCGCGAUAAGGCGGGCGGCGCUAUUGUGCCGGCGUCGGCGCACGUUUCCUCCGCGCCCGUCGGGCCUACCGCUUUGUUCACGCCGUAA
This is a messenger RNA of Leptosia nina, 660 nucleotides long. The record is from the annotation of a GenBank genome assembly. Lineage: Eukaryota; Metazoa; Arthropoda; Insecta; Lepidoptera; Pieridae.